Messenger RNA from Dromaius novaehollandiae (emu), 8401 nucleotides. RefSeq names its product opioid growth factor receptor like 1 (gene OGFRL1). The record is from RefSeq and is a predicted model, not a curated record. NCBI's taxonomy places the organism in Eukaryota, Metazoa, Chordata, Aves, Casuariiformes, Dromaiidae. Gene Ontology annotation, molecular function: opioid growth factor receptor activity. The coding region runs from base 243 to 1733 and encodes 496 amino acids. Gene Ontology annotation, cellular component: membrane. The transcript is spliced from 7 exons.
CCCGCCGCGGCCUCCCGCAGCGCCGGCGCGGCCUGCGCCCGUCGCCCCCUCCGCGCCGCGCCGCUCGCUGUGGGCAUCCCGGCGCCUGCAGCCCCGCCCCGCGCGUCCCCGCGGGCGGGGGCCGGGCGGGCGCAGCCCCGGCCGCCGCCGCGCCGCCCCGCGCGGCCAUGCCGCAGCCGUAGGCAGCCCGCGGCCGCUCCCUGCGCGCGGCCGCCGCGGCCCGCGGGCGGCGGCCCUGCCCGAUGGGCGGCCUGGUGAGCGGCGCCAGCGUCAAGGAGCCCACCACGGUGGAGGACUGCGACUCCACCUGGGAGACCGACUCCGAGCCCGAGGCGGCCGAGCCCGGCGGCGAACCGCGGCGGCCGGACGGCGUGUGCGGCGGGGGCGGGGAAGAGCCGGCCGAGCCGCCGCAGCCCGCCGCGGGCUGCCGGCCCGAGGAGCCCCCCGCUCCGCAGCAGCAGCAGCAGGACGAGGGGGAGCGGGCCGAGGCGGACGCCCCCGGCCCCGAGCAGAGUGGCGAUGCUACUGAACUCACAGCCAAGCCAAAGAGAAGUUUCUAUGCAGCAAGAGACUUAUACAAGUACCGACACCAGUAUCCACAGAACUUUAAAGAUCUUCGAUAUCAAAAUGACUUGUGUAAUCUCCGCUUUUACAAAAACAAAAUCCCCUUUAAACCUGAUGGGGUUUAUAUUGAAGAAGUCCUAAAUAAAUGGAAAGGAGACUAUGAAAAACUGGAACAUAAUCACACUUACAUACAGUGGCUUUUCCCGCUGAGGGAACAAGGUCUGAACUUCUAUGCUAAAGAACUAACUACAUAUGAAAUUGAGGAAUUCAAGAAAACAAAAGAAGCAAUUAGAAGAUUCGUUUUGGCUUACAAAUUGAUGUUGGAGUUUUUUGGGAUAAAGCUAAUUGAUAAAACUGGAAAUGUAGCACGAGCUGCUAACUGGCAGGAAAGAUUCCAGCAUUUGAAUGAGUCUCAACACAACUACUUGAGGAUCACUCGAAUUCUGAAAAGUCUUGGUGAACUUGGAUAUGAGAGUUUCAAAUCUCCCCUGGUAAAAUUUAUUCUUCAUGAAGCUCUUGUAGAAGAUACCAUUCCGAAUAUUAAGCAGAGUGCUCUAGAAUAUUUUGUGUAUACUAUUAGAGACCGAAGAGAAAGGAGAAAGCUCCUGAGAUUUGCUCAACAACAUUAUACACCUUCAGAGCAUUUUAUCUGGGGACCACCAAGAAAACAGAAGUCAGAAGGAAGCAAAACAAGUAAAAAGCCAUCAUCUCCAGUUUCUGUUCACAAUAGUUCUAUUUCUAAGCAUAAGAAACUGAAAGAUCCUAAAAAUACAUCCACAAGUGGAAGCUCAACUAGUAAAACAACUGACGAAAGAAAAGUAGAACUCACAAAAAAUGGGGAAGGAAAUGAACAGGAUGAAGAAGAAAUGAAUUGUGAUGCUGUUAGGCAGAACAACAGUGAAAAGAACAGUGAUACUGAUACCAGUCAGCAUUCAAAAUCAGAAGAAAUUCAUGAUACUUCAGACAAAAAGGAGGACGCUUCUUAUUCUGAAAAAGAUGAUGAAAAUCUGAACAAUGACUGUGGAAAUCAUCCAGGUACUAUAGAUAAAGAUUUAUGUGACAGUGAGAAUUGUUUGAAUAAUAUGUCAGCAGAUCCACAGGACAACCUUGAUAAGGAUACGCUUUCAGGGGAGGCCAACACAAAAAACAAAGAUGAGAUAAAAUCAUGAGUCUGAAGUUAAAAUCCAUUAUGUUUCAUAUUGAAUGAAGCAAAUUAUUCAUUACUCCUUCAUUUUGGGUGAAACUUACAUCUGGUGUAGCAUAAAAGUUCAGGAAACCUUGUUGGGUAUGAAUGCAUCACUUAAAUUGAUAACUUUUUUUUUAACCUCCAUUUAUCAGAUGUAAAGCAGACAUGGCUAUUUAAAACAAUUGUGUUAAUUCAAAGCCUAGAAAUUUAUUAUAUUUUCCAGAUAGAUUGUAGUUUGCAUAGAAAAAAAAUUAUCCUUUUUUGUCAGUAAAUUCAUCCAUUAUUUAAAAAAAAAGUGUAACUUAUUAAGAACUCUUGGGACAUCAGAAUCUUUAAAUUUUUUAAGUAUGUGUUUUAAGUAUUGAUUUCUUCUUAUGAAAUGACUAGAAAUUCUUUUGAGAGCACUAUUUUUCCCUACUGGAUGUUAGUUAGGAUCUUUUUUUGUAUCCAAGGGCAGUAUUUGCACAGCAUCUUUUACCUUAGAUUAGCAUCCUUGUCUGAGACACUUUAUAAUGGAUAUCAAAACAUCUCACAGAUCCGGGCAUCAUUUUACAUUGAAUAAAAGUUUAACUUACGAUGAAACUGUAUCCACAGCCUUUGGAUACAAGGGAAGUUGCACUUUAGACGACUUUUAGUCCUUUUCAAGUCUUUUCUUCUUAUGACUCAUUUGCUGCUUCUGCUAAUUUGGUGGGGAAUCACUUUGGUUACUCCUGGAUUUGGUCUCACAUUGACAGCUCCCUGUUAAUCAACUGUAAUAAAACAACUCACCCAGCUCUGUUUGGUUCCUGUAAACCCCCUUCCCUGGGGGUCAGUUGCCAACAGCUCAAAAGCAGUGUCUUCGCAAUGCUGAAACCACUGUUUCUGGUUUGAGUGAGAAGGGUACUCCUCCUCUUUUCUUUCAGCUGUCUUCUCUCUCCCUUUGCUCUUUAUUUGGGAGUCUUUUGCAGUUUAAUUUUAUUUUGAUCAAUGUUUAAUGUUAUUUUAGGCUCAAAUCUGAGAAAAGCCAGUCUGCUAGCCUGGCUAGAGCCCCAUGGAUAGGAAUUUCCCAAUUAAGAGCUUUCCCAACUUUGUUCCCUUAAGGACCACUCUGUUCCCUGAACAGCCGCUUUUGACUUCAUUCCAUUCAGUCAAGCAGGAUUAUAUCCAGCAAGUUAAUUGUAUACAAUAUGAAUUUAAUAAUAAUGCAGAUAAAACUCAGAUUUUAUAUAGUCCUAAAAUACUCUUAAACAUCUGUUCAUAUUUUCUGUUUAAAAGUGUAUAUAUUAUCCACUGCCUUUAGUGUAUUUUUAAUGAAAUGUUGUGAUGCUGGUAGCUGACUGCAGUUUGAGUGUCAGAGUGCUACAGGAUUUUAUUCAAGUCCUAUAACUCAAAAUGACAAAGGCUGCAGGGGUUUCAAAGCAUAGACAAAAUGUCUUGUAUUUUUCUGUUUCACUAAUUCCCAUUCUGGCAGUGCACGCAUCCAUUGCUCUCCCCAGGUGGCAAUGUCUCUUGAGGUCAAACAGAGUGGCAGUUCGCGACUUUGGUUCCCAUGGACUCAGGAUUUUCCCAUCUAAAGAGGCAGGGAAGGAGCAAAACACAUUCUUCCUUCUCCUGCACUGACUUGUAGGAAGAGGAACAUAUGUAUGUGGAUUUUCUUAGGGGUAACCCAGGUUGCUCAAGCAAGAGUUGAGACUGAAGCAAAAUGCUCCAGAGAAUUAUCUCCUGCAGCCACCGCUUCUUGAGAGCUGCAAAGGUGCUGAGGAACCUUUCAGAUUGCCCUGGACUUGAACUAGGAUCCCCUCUUUCGUGUUUGUCUCUGACCUUUAGCACAGAAGGGCACAGGAAAUGCUCAGAUUGAAAAAAAAUAAUGAAAGUCCAUAUACUUGAAGACUCUAACCUCACUCAUACGCACAAGAAGGACAAGUUUAUGUUCUGCCUACAACUUUUUAAAUCUGGAGUGCCUAACUUUGCCAGCUUAAUAGCAUUUAUUGUUUUAACAUAGUUAUUUCUUGAAUGGCAUAGGGAAAGUUUACACUCUUCAUAUGAUGAAGGUAGCUAGCUAUACAGAGCCUUCAAUUUGUGGACAUUCUAUGUUAAGAUUAAACAUAUAAAUAAAUACAGAGUCUUCAAGUGAAAUGGGAGAUGCUGAGGGGUGUUAUUUUAUUUAUACUGUAAUUUGAUUGAAUAUAGAUGACCUCAGGAGAUCUUUCUUCUUUUGUCUACUGGACAGAAAAAUGAGGAGAAAUUUAAUUUAAUAUAAACUUUAAUUUAAACCAGAAAGUUCUUGGGAUGUGCAUCUAAUGGAUUUCUCUGCAGUAUGUUGUUCUGUCAUUAAGACACAACUUUCAUCUGUGUGCGUUUGCUGGGUGUCCAUCCAUAAUUAAGUAUUUAAAAUAAAAAUGACUUUUUUUCUGGCAGCUCAAGCCCCCAGUAUAUGUGAAAAUACAGUUAAGAUCUUUGGAACUAUAUCCUUAUUAAUUCUUUGAUUAUUAUUAUUUUUUUAAUCUCCAGCUCGGGAUAUUUCUAUCAGUUUUCUUAAAGGUGAGAGUAGGGGUGACAUAUCAGUUGCAUACAAAGAACUACAAGGAUAAGGGAAGUGAGGGUUUUUUUGCGUUGGUGGCUUCCUGCAUUCUGUAGUACUUGGCUUUUAGCUUUAUCAGUCGGAUUACUCCUACAGGGCACUUCAGCUUUAACUACCUUUUUCUGCUCUACAUAAAAUGUGAUGAUUUGUCAUUAUUUUUAUGGAGGAGAUGUUUUUUCUGAUUAUUGCAAGUGCUUAAAAGAAUGAUUCAUUGCAGGGCAAUCAUGCUGUGUAGUAUCCUAUUGAGGUUUGUGAGGCUCAGAUGGGUGCACUGUAUGCAUUUCAUCACUGAAUCAUGGCCUUAGCAACUAGAAGCACCCUGUGCUUGUAGUUUGUAAGUAUUGGCUUUCAGGUUUACCGUACAAUGUAUGUUGAAAUGAUUGUAUUCUCAUAAAUGCCAGCAUUUAGUCAUUUAAUCUUUAAUUCAGAAAUUGAGCAUGUGCAAAGCAAUUAAGGACUUUUGCUUGCUACUAAAAUUGGUUUUAUCUUGCAAUACACUUAAAUAUUUGGGGGUUUCUGUGUACUUACUACAACAAUGUGCUUCGGUUCUGCCUUUUACUAGAAUCUGAACAAUUCGUAUAUCAACGAAAUGGAACUUCCCAUGCAAGGAUUCUUUCCUAAUAAGUACAUCUGCGUACCCUCUGAUGGGAGGCAUGUAAGCGGGAGUAGUGUUCAUGUGAACACACCUGUGAAUUUGAUUUUACUUUAAUUAUCCUGCAGAGAGGGUAUAUCGAUGUGCAACUUAACCCCAUUUUACUGAGUACACACAUGUAAGUGAAAGUGCUUGUACAAGUCAUGCAAACAUGCAGCACUUCAUAUUUAAGGCUAGUUACAGCUCUGUGCCCUACUAUCGAGGACGCGAGUGUGCCUCAGUACGUGAGAAUGUGUUGGCAUAGAGCCUGAAAGCUUGUGCACAUGAGGUAAGCACAAUAGGCCAUUCAACUAAGAAAAGCAGUUACGCAUGUGCACAUAUCUAGGAGCAGAACUGAGCUUUUGGUGUCUAUAUUUCUAGUAAUUAAAGGGGUGAUCCUGAAGGAUGCUAAAAACAUUUGCAAUAAGCCUUUGAGAGCUGUUCCAUGGCUUGGUCAGCUGCUUGGGAUCAUGCUCUAAGAUUACAGCAAGCUGAUGUAAUAGGUAUUCGUAUAAUCUUAAUUUAUAUUUCAUGUAAACUAGUGUAAUCCUCCUUAAAUUAUUCUAAAAUAUUUCUAAUAAUCUGCAGUUGCAUAUACUUGUACUAUAACCAGAAAGACCUUAUAAGUUCUGUAUAAUUUUGAUGGAUGAUCCAGUAAGGUAAGUCAAGGGAGGUUUAAUAGAUUUAAAUGGAAAACAGCUCUUGUUUCUUUUUAAAUAAAAUUUAUUUAUAUCUGUUUAACAGAAUCUUUUUGUGCAGCUUUAUUUCCUGAAAGUUGCGAUGGUAAUGAUCUGUCUAGUGGCUGAGAAGCAGGGGGAAAAAACAAAGAUCAUGUUAGAAAUCAGAGAGUAGAAGAAUGAGUGGUUUGUCUAUUAUAAAGAGACUAUCUGAUAACAGUCUUUUGUGAUCAUAUCUGUGAAACACACCUAAUUCCUGUAGACAAUUAUAAAAAUAUUUAAUUUGGGGGAAAGGUAAGUCUUCUUAAAUAAGUUAUUGCCUAAAAUGAUACCACAAUAUUAUUUAGGAAAAAUAAUCUCUAUCAAAGUUUUAUGGAACUUGAAAGUAAUUUCCUUUUAGAAGAUACGAUAUGGCUCAUUCUCAUUAGAAGGGAAAUGAUCAUAAGUAUGUUAAUGAGAAACUGAUUGUAAAUUAUACUAAGAUAUGUGUAUAUAUAUGUGAAAAAUUACCCUUAUUAUGCCAUAUUUUUACAGAUAAUCUGUCAUUUUGAAUUUCCUUGAUAAAAGUUGUAUUUAUGAAAAGGAUGUAAAUACGUGAAGUAAGUUUCUCCAUUAAAUAAAACUGUGACAAAAAUCAAGUUAAUGAUGUACAUUAUCCUAAGAACUACCACUAUGAGUCAGAACCAAAGGUGUAUCUCUAGCCUUGUAUCCAGUCUCCAGCAGUUGCCACCAGCAGAUUGUGUGAAACCAAGAACAAAUAAGGUGAGCCUGCUUUUCUCCAUGAAUUUUUCCAUUUUUGAACUUACGCAUUCUUUCAGCCUCUGCAAUCCCUUGUGGCUGUGAGCUUCACAUUUUCGUUAUCUAUUGUGUAAAAAAGUAAUCUCUUUUUUGCUUCAGAUCUGUUUUAUCCAAGAAUUGCUAGUGCACCUGAACAUACUUACUGGAAGGGUAUUAUAAAAUGAACAGCAAUCCAUUUGCCACUAGUGCUUAAGAGCUUUGGGAAAUUUUAAUGAUAAAAUACUCGUUUAGGCAGAAAAUGUAGUCACUUUUCCUAAGUUGAUGACAAUAUUAUCUUACUUGUCCCUCUGAAUAAAUUUUUACACAUAAAUACUAGUGUGUGAAGUAUUAAAAGUCAAAUUUCAACUGCAGAAUGAUUUUUUUUUUUUUCUUCAUGUUGGUGUAAAAAAAAUCAAAGGCAAAACCUAUUCUUAGGCAAAACCCUGCUGAGGUAACACUGGACUUGGAGAUGAGUAGUAAGAGCAUUUAUUGGGGCCAGCAUAAAUGGAUGUAACCUUGUGAUUGUGCAGAAGACAGAGACACUGUCCUGGGUAUGCUGAAAACCAUACUCCUCAUUCCACGUUUCAAUAACUUGUUUUAAUACAUAGCCCCAGUUGCAACUGUUUAACUGGUGUUUUUGCUGGCUACUGGAGUUUGAAAAUGAAGAAUGGGCCAAAAGGCUUAAGCAGAGGCUGCCCACUCUCCAUUCACAUCAUAGCCAGCACCAGAGUAGUAGAUGUAUGUAUUUAAAUGUGGUCCUGCAAGGGGAUGUGAACUGUGUCUCUGUAAUGUCACCCAGCUCUGUAUUGCCUAUGAAGUAUUUCUUUUCCCGAUAUGUAUGUUCCUUUUACAGCCCAGACUCUUAAGUAUAAAGACCACUGGGGAAGGCAAGAAUGUAUCUUAAAGAAUUUAUUUAAUAACCUGCUAUAUCUGAAUAAGUUCUAACCUAAUGGACUCUUAAAGUAUAGUUCAAAAGCUAUAGAAAUCUGUUAUAUGGAGACCUCCUGCAGCUUUACACUUACAAUAAUUUUUAUUUUUGUUUUCAAAAGCAUUGAGCUGUUUGUUAUAAAAUAAUGAAUGUGAGAAUUGGCAGAUUUUUCUGAAAGAAGUCUUACUUCCUAGAAACUUGGCACUUUUUAAAUCUACCAUGCUUACAAGUCUAGUGGCAUAUUCAUCAACUGAAGUUUAUUGUGAAAUAUACUGUAUGUAUUUACUACUGUGGCUAACAAUGUGGAAUUUAUUGUUUUUGCAGUAAAUAAGGUUAUGGCACUUAAAUUUUUUGGACCUGCUGAAGCAUGUUUGCUAAUCAUAAGUUACCCUUUUUCCUGUAGUUUAACCUACUCCAUAGUCGUCUGCCCUUUGGGCAGUUUGAAUUCAGCGACUGAUAAUUGGGUAUAGUUUUGCACUGACAAAAUUUGAAGCUGCUGUGUACUUGGUUACUAAAAUUUAUGCUAAGAAAAAAGUGCAGUAACUGUAAAAAAAAAAAAAAAAACACAACUGUUUUUACUUGCCGUAUGAAAUGGCAACAUGUCGUUUGUAACGAAUGGUCCUGCUUUCCUCUGUGUAUUCCUUUGCAGUGUUUAAUUACAGAAUGGUGUGCAUGGUUGGUAGUACCAAUACCAUACGUCUGUGGUAGGAGUGGUAACCAGUUUCUGGAUUUGUAAUGCACUAUAAAGGUAUAUUUUUUAAUUCUGUAACUGUAUGGCAGUGUUAUGCCAAAAAACUGUAUAAACAUAAAAAGCAAUAGUUUAUGUUGCUUACUGCUAUAUUUUAAAUUUUUUGUUUGUAAAAUGAAAUACUUGGAGUUCCUUUCAGGUAAAUAUAUUUUUAAUAACAGCAGCCAAAACCUCUAAAAUAAUAAAGCUUCUUUGUUCAGCAGCAUUGUUUUGGCAACAUGUAUGAAUAUUGUGUAGCUCUAAUAAUGUAAUUGCUCUUCUGCACUUGUUUGUAGUCUCCUGUAAAUGUAUUAAUACCUAAAAGGGGCAUUAAAGGCUCUGGUCCUGCUC